AUGCUUUCCUUCCAAGGGUUAGCGGAGUUGGCUCAUCGUGAAUAUCAGGCAGGAGACUUUGAAGCAGCAGAGAGACACUGCAUGCAGCUUUGGAGACAAGAGCCUGAUAAUACUGGUGUGCUUUUAUUACUAUCGUCCAUUCACUUCCAGUGUCGCAGGUUGGACAGGUCUGCUCACUUCAGCACUUUGGCUAUUAAACAGAAUCCACUGUUGGCCGAAGCUUACUCGAAUCUAGGCAAUGUGUACAAGGAACGUGGACAGCUCCAAGAAGCUAUUGAACAUUAUAGACAUGCACUACGCCUCAAACCAGAUUUCAUUGAUGGAUAUAUUAAUUUGGCUGCUGCGCUGGUAGCUGCAGGUGAUAUGGAAGGAGCAGUACAGGCUUAUGUGUCUGCCCUUCAGUACAACCCUGACUUGUACUGUGUUCGUAGUGACCUGGGGAACCUGCUCAAAGCCCUGGGUCGCUUGGAAGAAGCCAAGGCCUGUUACUUAAAAGCAAUUGAGACUCAACCAAACUUUGCAGUGGCUUGGAGUAAUCUUGGCUGUGUGUUCAAUGCCCAAGGAGAAAUUUGGCUUGCAAUUCAUCACUUUGAAAAGGCUGUAACACUUGACCCAAAUUUUUUGGAUGCAUACAUCAAUCUGGGAAAUGUCCUGAAGGAGGCGCGGAUAUUUGACAGAGCUGUAGCAGCUUAUCUACGGGCCUUGAGUUUGAGUCCAAAUCACGCAGUUGUGCACGGCAACCUUGCCUGUGUGUAUUACGAGCAAGGACUAAUAGACCUAGCAAUAGACACCUACAGGAGGGCUAUUGAACUACAGCCCCACUUCCCUGACGCCUACUGUAACUUGGCCAACGCCUUGAAGGAGAAGGGCAGUGUGGUAGAAGCAGAAGAAUGCUACAAUACAGCUCUUCGACUUUGUCCCACUCACGCAGAUUCUCUCAAUAAUCUAGCAAACAUCAAACGGGAGCAGGGGAAUAUUGAGGAAGCUGUCCGUCUUUAUCGGAAGGCUCUUGAGGUGUUUCCAGAGUUUGCUGCUGCGCAUUCAAAUUUAGCAAGUGUUCUGCAACAGCAAGGAAAGUUACAGGAAGCUCUGAUGCAUUACAAAGAGGCUAUUAGAAUCAGCCCCACAUUUGCAGAUGCUUAUUCUAAUAUGGGAAAUACUUUGAAGGAGAUGCAGGAUGUGCAAGGAGCUCUGCAGUGCUACACUCGUGCCAUUCAGAUAAACCCAGCUUUUGCUGAUGCCCACAGCAACCUGGCCUCUAUUCACAAGGAUUCAGGGAAUAUACCAGAAGCCAUUGCCUCUUACCGCACUGCUCUGAAACUGAAACCUGAUUUCCCAGAUGCCUACUGCAAUUUGGCCCACUGUUUGCAGAUUGUCUGUGACUGGACAGACUAUGAUGAAAGAAUGAAGAAGCUGGUUAGCAUUGUAGCUGAUCAGCUGGAGAAAAACAGACUGCCUUCUGUCCACCCGCAUCAUAGCAUGCUGUAUCCCCUUUCUCACAGUUUUAGGAAGGCUAUUGCUGAGAGACAUGGAAAUCUGUGUUUGGACAAGAUUAAUGUUCUUCAUAAGCCACCAUAUGAGCAUCCCAAGGAUUUAAAGGCCAGUGAAGGUCGACUUCGUAUUGGCUAUGUGAGCUCUGAUUUUGGAAACCAUCCAACCUCACACCUAAUGCAGUCAAUCCCAGGCAUGCAUAACCCAGACAAAUUUGAGGUAUUCUGUUAUGCCCUGAGUCCUGAUGAUGGUACAAACUUCCGUGUAAAAGUGAUGGCUGAAGCAAAUCAUUUCAUUGACUUAUCUCAGAUACCAUGUAAUGGAAAAGCAGCAGACCGCAUCCAUCAGGAUGGGAUACACAUUCUCAUUAAUAUGAAUGGUUACACCAAAGGAGCCCGAAAUGAGUUAUUUGCCCUGAGACCAGCACCUAUUCAGGCAAUGUGGCUAGGUUAUCCUGGAACCAGUGGGGCAUUGUUCAUGGAUUAUAUCAUCACAGAUAAAGAAACUUCCCCAGUUGAGGUGGCUGAGCAAUAUUCAGAGAAAUUAGCUUACAUGCCAAACACUUUCUUUAUUGGAGACCACGCCAACAUGUUCCCCCAUCUGAAGAAAAAAGCAGUCAUUGAUUUCAAGUCCAAUGGUCAUAUUUAUGAUAACAGAAUUGUUUUGAAUGGCAUUGACUUGAAGGCUUUCCUUGACAGUCUCCCUGAUGUCAAGAUCGUUAAGAUGAAGUGUCCUGACAGCUGUGACAAUGCAGACGGCAGUGCUGCCCUCAGUAUGCCAGUCAUUCCUAUGAACACAAUUGCAGAAGCUGUGAUCGAGAUGAUUAAUCGUGGGCAAAUCCAGAUAACUAUCAAUGGAUUCAACAUCAGUAAUGGAUUAGCAACUACUCAGAUUAACAACAAAGCAGCAACUGGUGAAGAAGUUCCACGAACUAUAAUUGUUACUACCCGUUCUCAGUAUGGCUUACCAGAGGAUGCUGUUGUAUACUGUAACUUCAAUCAGCUGUAUAAGAUUGAUCCUUCCACUUUGCAGAUGUGGGCUAAUAUCCUAAAAAGAGUUCCAAACAGUGUGCUGUGGCUGCUACGUUUCCCAGCUGUAGGAGAACCCAAUAUUCAGCAAUAUGCACAAAAUUUGGGUCUUUCCCAAAACCGAAUCAUCUUUUCUCCUGUUGCCCCCAAAGAAGAACAUGUGAGAAGAGGCCAAUUGGCUGAUGUUUGUCUAGACACUCCGCUUUGCAAUGGGCACACAACUGGGAUGGAUGUGCUCUGGGCAGGGACUCCGAUGGUCACUAUGCCAGGCGAGACUCUUGCAUCACGAGUUGCUGCCUCCCAGCUUACUUGCCUGGGUUGUCUUGAGCUCAUUGCAAAAAGCAGACAGGAAUAUGAGGAUAUUGCUGUGAAACUGGGAACUGAUCUGGAAUACCUGAAAAAAAUCCGUGGCAAAGUCUGGAAGCAGAGAAUAUCCAGUCCUUUGUUCAACACCAAGCAGUACACAAUGGACCUGGAGCGGCUUUAUCUUCAGAUGUGGGAUCACUAUGCUGCUGGCAACAAGCCAGACCACAUGAUUAAGCCAGUAGAGGCCAGUGAGUCUGCAUGAAGAGAGACUGUGUGCCCACCCAGAACUCUCCAGGAACUGAGCCUCCCAAACACUUCUGCAGAGAUGAUGAGCUAAAAACAGUGCAUUUCUACUUAAUCUGCCUGGUACUCUGUGGCUGAAGUAAUACAUGAUGGUGAUUAAAGCACAGCCAGACUUAUUUCUUGCAUGAUAGGAAAAGACUCAAUGGAGCCUGGGAUCCUUUUAUUCCAUGAGGAAUUUGAAUGGGAUUGAGCCGUGUACAUGUGAGCCUGUGUGUAUGAGUGAUAGUGGUUGCUGGGGGAAGUCUGAACUGCCCAACCAAUUAUAAUUUCAUGGAUUGAUUUAAUCUUCCUAUGAAUCUCUCUCCUUUUACGUGGACUGGGAAUUGGAGCAUUUUAACAUUUGAUUUUUGGUGCUCCAGUUGGUAUAUGUGUGGUUCUCCCAUGACAAGAUUUCCAGCUAGCGAGUGUUGCUCCCUGCAUUAAUUUCUAAACUGUGUGGACUGAAAGGGCAUAUUUGCUGGUGUAGUCUUUUUUUAUAGGUUUUAUAAACCACUUGAGCCUAUAUCAGCCUUUUAAUGUUUGACCUCUGUUUUGGAGCUCUCUGUAAUGUGUUGGUUUAGAUAAGGACUUUGGUUUUUUUGUUUUGUUUUUAAGCUUCACCAAUAACUCAGCUAAUUGGCUUCAUGAUGGCAGCUCCUCUGUUGAAAAACCAAAUUUGAUUUGAAAUUAAUCCUCCCCACAAGUGUUUGAGGUAAACACAAACUGGUGCCAAAUACAGAUCUUUCAGGAAUGAUUGUUAAUUAUGUAUAGAGUCACAGUCCUAGGUACUGUAGCAAAGACUUUAAACAAAAAAUAAAGCUUUGGUUUGCCAGUUUGACUGAUUUGA
Messenger RNA from Athene cunicularia (burrowing owl), 3954 nucleotides. RefSeq names its product O-linked N-acetylglucosamine (GlcNAc) transferase (gene OGT). Bases 1 to 3087 code for a protein of 1028 amino acids. Gene Ontology annotation, molecular function: protein N-acetylglucosaminyltransferase activity; protein binding. The record is from RefSeq and is a predicted model, not a curated record. The transcript is spliced from 21 exons. Gene Ontology annotation, biological process: protein O-linked glycosylation. NCBI's taxonomy places the organism in Eukaryota, Metazoa, Chordata, Aves, Strigiformes, Strigidae.